Messenger RNA from Populus trichocarpa (black cottonwood), 2068 nucleotides. RefSeq names its product serine/threonine-protein kinase BLUS1. The record is from RefSeq and is a predicted model, not a curated record. Gene Ontology annotation, biological process: protein phosphorylation. The transcript has a single exon. Lineage: Eukaryota; Viridiplantae; Streptophyta; Magnoliopsida; Malpighiales; Salicaceae. Gene Ontology annotation, molecular function: protein serine/threonine kinase activator activity; ATP binding; protein kinase activity. Bases 143 to 1771 code for a protein of 542 amino acids.
GGACAAAUGCCACAUAAGGAGCUCUUAUCUUCUCCAACUUAAACCCUCCUUCAUUGUCAAGCUCCCUAUAACUCCAUACCCAAUUCAACAAACCAAAAAAAAAAACUCUCGAGACACCUAUUCGAGAUCUAGACACAGCUUCAUGGCUCACUUCCAAGACCAAAGAACCAAAUCCCAAAGGGUUCAAUACCCAGUUGACUCAAACGCAUACAAAAUCUUGGACGAGAUUGGUGUCGGCGUUAGUGCCACAGUUUACAAAGCAAUAUGCGUCCCCAUGAACUCAACUCUUGUUGCAAUCAAAUGCAUUGAUCUUGAUCAAUCUCGAGCCGAUUUUGAUAGUGUCAGACGUGAAACCAAGACCAUGUCACUUCUUUCACACCCUAACAUUCUUGAAUCCCACUGUUCUUUCACUGUUGAUCGCCAUCUUUGGAUGGUUAUGCCUUUCAUGUCUGCUGGUUCUCUCCAAUCCAUAAUCUCUUCUUCUUUCCCUGAUGGCCUACCAGAGCCAUGCAUAGCUGUAGUUCUCAAGGAAAUUCUAAACGCAUUGUCUUAUCUUCAUGAUCAAGGCCAUUUACACAGAGAUGUCAAGGCCGGCAACAUCGUUAUAGACUCAAAUGGAAAAGUAAAGCUCGCAGAUUUUGGCGUAUCAGCCUCAAUUUACGAGUUUAACACCCUUGAAAGGUCAUCCUCAUUGUCUUGCUCAUCAAGAAUGAGGUUAACUGAUCUUGCAGGGACGCCAUAUUGGAUGGCACCAGAGGUUAUACACUCCCAUACAGGUUAUAGUUUCAAAGCUGAUAUAUGGUCUUUUGGUAUCACUGCAUUGGAAUUAGCCCAUGGUCGCCCUCCUUUGUCUCACCUUCCUCCUUCAAAGUCUUUGAUCAUGAAGAUAACAAAGAGGUUUCGGUUCUCUGAUUGUCAUGAGGAGAAUCACAAGAAAAGUUGCAGGAACAAGAAGUUCUCUAAGGCUUUUAAAGAUAUGGUUGCUUCUUGUCUUGACCAAGACCCUUCAAAGAGACCUUCUGCUGCAAAGCUUUUGAAGCAUUCUUUUUUUAAAAACUGUAAAGGAUUAGACUAUUUUGUCAAAAAUGUUUUGCAUGGGUUGCCUAGUGUUGAAGAAAGAUUCAAAGAAGCCAAGGUUUUAAGUGGGAUAUCAAGCCAGAGUGGUACUGAUGUUGAAGAAGAAGAGAAGGGGGAUAUUGAUGGUGACUCUGUGAUUCAACGUGUGAAGACUAGAAGGAUUAGUGGCUGGAACUUCAACGAGGAAGGAUUCGAGCUUGACCCAGUAUUCCCUACUGACUCAAAAAAUGAUUCAGUUGUGAAACAGGUUCGUUUUGGAGGUGAAUCCAUCAUUCAAGAUAAGAAAAUUGAGUUCAGCGAGUCAGACGGGUCAGGUGAUUUAGUUGACUCGGCCAAGCCAUCAAUCCUGAAUUCACUAGCUCCAGUUAAAGAAGAGAUGAGCCAAGUGGGAGAUCAUAUUGGUGUAAAUAUGAGUGGUGUGGGAGGAAUUGUUGAGGGUUUGAAUCAAGUGACAAUGUUAGAGGGUUUAGUGGCAUUAAAGAGGAGUUUGGAGGAGCAGAGAAGGCAUGUCGCAAUUAUAAUUGGUCUGUUGGGAGGGGAGACUGAUGGAGAAGACCAAAUGGUGCAAAUGACUGAGAAUCUGAAGGAGGAGUUGGACAUUGAGAAGCAAAAGAACUUGAAGCUGGAGAUGGAAUUGGAGUUUAUUAAGAUUGUGAUUUCUGGUGCAUUUGCUGCUGCUUCAUUUCCUAAUUGAGAGUUUUUCAUUGAAGCAUUGACUUUUUGGGGAAGAUGGGAUUUUGGCGUCUCAAGCUUCUGAUUUCUUGUGCAUAUAAUGUUUGAUUUCAUAGGAUUAGUAAAAAGGAAAAACUAAGCCUUCACGUCUUUUUAUUUAUUUACUUGCGUUCCUUUCUAGUUUUUAGCAACAGUAGAGGACAAAUUGGCUUUGAGACUUCGAUCUGGUUUUCAAUUUUGUCUUCAGGCUCAGUAGGAUCCCUUUUGUAGAUCUUAAUACAUGCAAUGAAUGAGAUGCAAUAUGACCUUUCGCUGUCAA